GGGAGAGUCGCAGGCAGCCGAAGGCUGGAGUCCGGGCUCGGGCAGCGAACGGGGUAGAACCAAACGCCGCACUUACUCCGCCAGGACCCGCCGCAGCAGCCUCCCAGCGCGCCCUCGCACGGAGCUGAGCGAGCGAGGAGCCGCUGGGGCAGGGGGAUCCGCGGAGCCCGCAGGGGGCAGGCGAGGGACCGACCGACGGACAGACGCUGCCUCCCGGAGGGGAGCGGGCGGAGCCGCCGCCGCCGCUUGGAGCAGAAGUUUGGCUGGCGCCGCAGAGAGGAAACUUUUCUCCGGGGGCCGGAGGCGGGGGCGGCGGACAGGAGCCGACACUGGGCUGGUUCGGGCCGGACUCUGGGAUCCGUGACCUAACGCGGGGGCUUCUGCACAGCUCCCCCGGGCCGGGCCGGGCUGCGGCGGCCGGGAUGUACCUGGCAGCGGUCUUGGCGGGGAGGAGGCGCCCGGGCGGCGGCGGCUGGCACCUGGGGGCGGGGUGGCUGCUCCUGGUGCUGCUGGGCGAGUCCGGGACCCGGGCGCUCGUCUGCCUCCCCUGCGACGAGUCCAAGUGCGAGGAGCCCAAGAGCUGCCCCGGCAGCAUCGUGCUGGGCAUCUGCGGCUGCUGUUUCAUGUGCGCCCGGCAGCGCAACGAGAGCUGCGGGGGCGUCUACGGGCUGCACGGAGCCUGCGACCGCGGGCUUCGCUGUGUCAUCCGCCCCCCGCUCAACGGGGACUCCAUCACCGAGUACGAAGUGGGCGUCUGCGAAGAUGAAAAUUGGGAUGAUGAUCAGCUGCUUGGAUUUGAACCUUGCAAUGAAAACCUUGUAACAGGUUGCAACAUAAUCAAUGGGAAAUGCGAAUGUGACACCAUUCGCACCUGUAGUAAUCCAUUUGAGUUUCCAAGCCAGGAUGCUUGCCUGUCGGCUUUAAAAAGGAUUGAAGAAGAGAAACCUGACUGUUCCAAGGCCCGCUGUGAGGUCCAGUUUUCUCCUCGCUGUCCAGAAGAUUCCAUUUUGAUUGAAGGUUAUGCUCCUCCAGGGGAAUGCUGUCCACUUCCAAGCCGCUGUGUGUGCAACCCUGCAGGUUGCUUGAGGAAAGUUUGCCAACCAGGCUACUUGAAUAUAUUGGUUUCUAAAGCAUCAGGGAAGCCAGGGGAGUGCUGUGAUCUCUACGAAUGUAAACCAGUUUUCAGUGUGGAUUGCAGCACAGUGGAAUGCCCUCCUGUUCAACAAGUUGUUUGUCCACUGGAUAGCUAUGAAACCCAAGUCAGGCUGACAGCUGAUGGCUGCUGUACUCUUCCCACAAGAUGCGAGUGUCUCUCUGGUUUAUGUGGUUUCCCCAUGUGUGAGGCAGGCUCCAUUCCCCAAAUAGUCUCACGUGGAGACGGAACACCCGGCAAGUGCUGUGAUGUCUUUGAAUGUGUCAACGAAGUGAAACCAGCUUGCAUAUUUAACAGUGUGGAGUAUUAUGAUGGAGACAUGUUUCGAAUGGAUGCCUGUCGUUUCUGUCGAUGUCAAGGUGGCGUCUCGAUUUGUUUCUCAGCCCAGUGUGGCGAGCUGCACUGUGACAGGUACUAUGUGCCAGAAGGAGAGUGCUGUCCAGUCUGUGAAGAUCCAGUAUAUCCAGUUAAUAACCCUGCUGGCUGCUAUGCCAAUGGUCAGAUCCAAGCACAUGGAGAUCGAUGGAGAGAAGAUGACUGCACUUUCUGCCAGUGUAUCAAUGGAGACCCUCACUGUGUGGCAACAGCCUGUGGACAGAGUUGCCUGAAUCCUGUUAAGGUACCUGGGGAAUGCUGCCCAGUGUGUGAAGAACCAACAUAUAUCACAAUAGGUCCACCCACAUGUGAGAUUUUGGUGAACUGCACAUUGACUGAGAAAGACUGUAUGUACAGUUUCAGACUGGACCAAAAUGGUUGCCGCAUUUGUCAGUGCAAAACUAGAGAGGAGCUGUGUACUGGCCUCAUAUCAGGGUGUUCCUUGGACUGUUCCUUCGGUUUCCAGACUGAUGUCCACAACUGUGAGAUCUGUCAGUGCCGUUCAAGGCCUAAGAAAUGCAAACCCAUAGUAUGUGACAAGUACUGUCCAUUUGGAUACUUGAAGAACAAGCAUGGCUGUGACAUCUGUCGCUGUAAGAAAUGCCCAGAACUUCCUUGUGGUAAGAUCUGUCCAAUGGGCUUCCAGCAGAAUAAUCAUGGUUGUCUUCUCUGUAAGUGCAGAGAGAUACCAGAUUCUGUUAUGCCACCAGUUAAAACAGGCUCUUGCCUGUCAAUGGAUGGGCGGCGUCAUGAGAAAGAGGAGAGCUGGCAUGACGGUUGCCGAGAAUGUUAUUGUCACAACGGACGGGAGAUGUGUGCCUUGAUCACCUGCCCUGUACCUAACUGUGGCAACCCUACCAUACAUCCAGGACAAUGUUGUCCAUCAUGUCCAGAUGAAUCUAUUGUGCAGAAGCCAGAGCUCAGCAGUCCAUCUAUCUGCCAUGCUCCAGGAGGAGAGUAUUUUGUAGAAGGAGAGACAUGGAAUAUCGAUUCCUGCACGCAGUGUACAUGCCAUAGUGGACGUGUUCUGUGUGAGACUGAAGUCUGUCCACCUCUUCUUUGUCAAAACCCAAUCCGUACGCAGGAUUCCUGCUGUCCACAGUGCCCAGAUGAACCUCUUCAGCCUUCCUCAUCGAGCAACGAGAGCAUGCCCAGUUACUGCAAAAAUGAUGAAGGAGAUAUUUUCCUGACAGCUGAGUCCUGGAAACCCAAUGUCUGUACUAGUUGUAUUUGCAUGGAUGGUGUGAUUAGCUGCUACUCUGAAUCUUGCCCACCAGUAUCCUGUGAGAGACCUGUUUUGAGAAAAGGACAGUGUUGUCCUUAUUGUAUAGAAGAUACAAUACCAAAGAAGGUGGUGUGUCACUUUAGUGGAAAAACAUAUGCAGAUGAGGAACGUUGGGAUAUUGACAGCUGCACACACUGCUACUGCCUGCAGGGUCAGACCCUUUGCUCCACUGUCAGUUGCCCCCCUCUCCCCUGUGUAGAACCCAUCAACGUUGAGGGAAGUUGCUGUCCCAUGUGUCCAGAGAUGUAUGUACCUGAGCCCACCAACAUCCCCAUUGAGAAGACAAAUCAUCGAGGAGAUGCUGAACUAGAAGCACCAAUUUGGCCUACACCCAGUGAAAAUGACAUUGUCCAUCUCCACAGAGACAUGAGUCAUCUUCAAGGAGAUUUCAGAGAAGGCAUUGGACUGCACUCUACUGAAGAUACAUCUCUCAACUCCGUUGCCUGGGUGACAGUUCCCAUCAUGACAGCCCUGGUUCUUAUAAUAGCCCUUCUGCUUGUCAAUCAGAAAAAGCAGUGGAUACCAGUGUCCUGCUACAGAGCCCCAACAAAGCCUUCUUGCCUAAACAAUCAGCUGGUAUACGUGGACUGCAAGAAAGGAACCAUGGUCCAGGUGGACAGUUCUCAGAGAAUGCUAAGAAUUGCUGACCCAGAUUCAAGAUACAGUGGAUUCUACAGCAUGCAAAAACAGAACAACCUACAGGCAGAUAAUUUCUAUCAAACAGUUUGAAGAAUUGCACCUUUGCCAAGGAUUUGAGAAAGAAGGAGACCGAGAGACUAAGUCUGCUAUUAAAAUAAAACUAGAAUUGUGCACUUGCUUAGUGGAUUGUAUUGGAUUUGUGACUUCAUGUACAGCUCUAAGACCUUACUGGGAUGGGCUCUGACUCCUGCAAUGUGCCAGAACAAGCAUUCCCACUUUUCCUUGCGAUAACUGACCAAGAGUUUUCUUAGAACCAAAGUUUUAAAACUUGUUAAGAUGUAUUUGCUUGUAACAUAGCUAUAGAGAUUGUUUGGGUGGGUGAAUUUGGGGUUGGGUGGUGAAAUGAGAGAGAGCUUCAAAGAAGAAAAGCUGGUCAAGCUUGGCUCGGGGAGAAAACAAAUAAAGAAUAUUGCCAAGCAUCAGGAUGGUGGCUUUUCUUGUUGCUCUGAAACUGCAUUUGUUGCAGCAAAGCCUAACCCCACAUGGAAACAGAAAACAGAGGUCUGAUUUUUUUCCCAGCUGUUGCUACAAAAGUAUACUCCUAGAACAGAACCUGUCAUGUCACAGGUAUGGUGUAGCUGCAUAUAUUUUUCUAUAUGACAAGAAGCUGCAGUAGUUAAUGAUAUAGCAAGGAAAAGGUUAUAGCAGAAUAUAAAGGGUGGGUUUAUUAAGGAUGUAUAAAAUUAUACCUUGUGCUGCUUUUUGUUUUAAUUUUGUUUUCUGCAAAGCUGAUUGGCCAGAUUUUGGCAGAGUUAGCAAAUGACUGAGGCCUAAAUAAUUCCUGAUAUGAGCACUGGAUCUUUUGACGGCAGUAUUGAAGGAAGGAAGGGAAAGUCAAGAACACCAUGCAGUUCCAGGGGCUUUUGUUUGUUGUGGUUUUGUUUUGUUUUGUAUUAAUCUCUGGUUGUUCAGACAGUUUUAGUGGAGGAGGAGGAAAAAAUAUUUUUGUUGGACAAAGCUCUUGCUUAAAUGAAAGAGUAAAAAAGAGACUGUUUUAAGGUUUUUCCUGUUGUUCUUAUUUACUGGUUAUGCAGAUUAGAAACUACUUCCAUGCUAGGAAGCUACUUAAUUUUAAUUGUAUAUUACUCAAGCACCUUUUUUGAAGCUCAGAAAAAAGGAGAUCAUGCUUCUUUAAACAUUAGCAUUAUAGGAAUAUUUAUGUAAAUAUAAUUAUGCUAAAAACAACAAAGUAUUUGUAUGUCUGUGUGUAUAUAUGUGCAUAUAUAUAUAAUGUGUGUGUGCAUACACACAAACACACUAUAUAUGUAUAUAUAUAUACAGUAUAUAUAUAGUAUCAAUCUGUAUAUAUACAGUAUAUAUAUAAUUUUCUAUUUUUUUCUUGUUGAAUGUAUUUUUAUCUGAGAGAUUUUACCCAGAGCAGAAACAGAUAAAACAGGCAUUCCAUAGCAGUGCUUAAUUGCUUGUGAGUUUAGGAGAGACAAGAGGAGCAUCUCAUUCUACCUACCGUUUUAUUUGAUUUGAAAGUGUUUAGUGUGUGUGUGUGCGCGCGCAUGUAUGCGUGUAUGUACGUGUGUACACUCUUGUGUUUGCAUAUAUGUGUGUGUAUGGUAUGUGCACGAUUAUAGCAGUAAGCGUUGCUCUUGCUACUUGCUACAUUUCAGGGUGUUUCUUAUUUUUCUUCUCCUGCUUAGCCUUAAAAAGGCUUUUAAUGAAUGCAUCGGCUAGAGACACUGAUGGCAAUAUACAUGCAGCACUAAUCAGCUCCGUAGAAUAACACCAUCCGCUCCUUGAUUUUUUUUUUUUUUAAUUCAAACAAUUGUUUGAAACAACUACUGGAAUAUUGUCCACAUUAAGCUGGAAGUUUGUUGUAGCUUGCCUCAUUGAUAACUCUGACUGUGUAAUACAAAGUUAACUUUCCAGACAGGUCUUGGCACUUUUAUACUAAUUACCCAUUUGUGCAUUGCCUUUUUUUCUUUUACAAAUGCUUGUCAUAAAAGACACAGAUACCCAGUAUGCUUAAUGUGAAAAGAAAAUGUAUUUUUUUGUAAAGGAACUCUCAAGUAUUGUUGUAAAUACUUGGUCAGAGGUUGCUGAACUUUAAAACUGAAAAAAAAACCUAAUUUAUUAUUAUAAUGACCUAAUUUAUUAAUCUGAAGAUUAACAAUUUUUUGUUUUAGAAUAUCAGAAAGGUGUUCUAGCUGUUUGCAUCAAAGAAAAAAAUAGGUGUAUCAUUAAGGGUCAACAUUUUUUCUAUUUAUAUAUGACUUCAGUUUCCAAAAACAAGAAAAAAUGUAGUCCUCCCAGCAUUUUGUACUCAAUAUGAUAUUGAAACAGAUAUGUUUCUGUCCAGUUAUUACAAAGAUUCUGUCAAGACAAAUCAUCCAUUCCUUGCAUAAGAGUAAGCAGUCUUUAUCCAGAUUGUAAAAGCUUGCUUUUGUUUUACAAUCAAGGCCAUAUUCUGAAAAUAUUAGCAGGAUAUAGGACAUGGUGUAAAAUGUUUUUUAUUAUUUUAUUAUUAUUUUAAAGAUAUGAUUUAUCCUAUGUGCUGUAUCCAUUACACUCUUUUACUUUGGUUCCUGUUGUGCUCUUGUAAGAGAAAUGCAGAUAUAAUUUUCUGAAAAAUAAAAUAGACGCAUAUGUGACACUCGGAGUGCACUGCAGUUCAGCAGAUUGCUUGUUUACUUUUUUUAACUGUAAGGCGGUUUCUUGUAAUUUGGCUCUUGGCAGCACAAUAAAAAUUUUAAACCUAAUGUGCACUUUUUAAAAAAUGUUCAUAUGUAUGACUACCAUAAAAUGUUUGAGACAUUAGUUUAUAA
Molecule: messenger RNA, 6289 nt
Organism: Trachemys scripta elegans
Lineage: Eukaryota; Metazoa; Chordata; Testudines; Emydidae
Gene: CRIM1
Product: cysteine rich transmembrane BMP regulator 1
Exons: 17
Coding region: 423-3542 (1039 amino acids)
Cellular component (GO): extracellular region
Molecular function (GO): serine-type endopeptidase inhibitor activity; protein binding
Source: RefSeq, a predicted model, not a curated record